This is a messenger RNA of Closterium sp. NIES-65, 2805 nucleotides long. The record is from the annotation of a GenBank genome assembly. NCBI's taxonomy places the organism in Eukaryota, Viridiplantae, Streptophyta, Zygnematophyceae, Desmidiales, Closteriaceae.
AUGGACGUGGUCGUGGACGUGGAUGUGGACGUGGACUUGGACGUGGAGGACGUGGACGUGGACGUGGACGUGGAGGACGUGGAUGUAGAUGUGGACGUGGACGUGGUUGUGGACGUGGACGUUGACGUUGACGUGGACGUGGACGUGGUCGUUGACGUGGAGGACUUCGACGUGGACAUGGACGUGGACGUGGACAUGAUCGUGGACGUGGACGUGGACGUGGACGUGGUCGUGGACGUGGACGUGCACGUGGACGUAGACGUGGACGUGGUUGUAGACAUGGACGUAGACAUGGACGUGGAUGUGGACGUGGUCGUGGUCGUGGACGUGGUCGUGGACGCGGUCGUGGACUUGGUCGUGGUCGUGGACGUGGACGUGGACGUGGUCGUGGACGUGGACGUGGACGUGGUCGUGGACGUGGACGUGGACCUGGACGUGGUCGUGGACGUGGACGUGGACGUGGUCUUGGACGUGGACAUGGACGUGGACGUGGACGUGGACGUGGACCUGGACGUGGACGUUAACGUGGACGUGGACGUGGUCGUGGACGUGGACGUGGACAUGGACGUGGUCGUGGUCGUGGACAUGGACGUGGACGUGGUCGUGGACGUGGACGUGGAGGACGCGGACGUGGAGGACGUGGACGUGGACGUGGAGGAUGUGGACGUGGACGUGGUCGUGGACGUUGACGUGGACGUGGACGUGGACGUGGACGUGGACAUGGACGUGGACAUGUUUGUGGACGUGGACGUGGACGUGGUCGUGGACGUGGUCGUGGUCGUGGACGUGGACGUGGUCGUCCACGACGUGGACUUCGACGUGGACGUGGACGUGGACGUGGUCGUGGACGUGGACGUGGACAUGGUCGUGGACGUGGACGUGGACGUGGACGUGGACGUGGACGUAGACGUCGAUGUGGACGUGGACGUGGACGUGGACGUGGUCGUGGACGUGGACGUGGACGUGGACGUGGAGGUGGACGUGGACGUGGACGUAGACGUGGACGUGGACGUGGACGACGAGGACGUAGACGUGGACGUGGACGUGGACGUGGACGACGGACGUGGACGUGGACGUGGACGUGCGUGGGACGUGGACGUGGACGUGGACGUGGACAUGGACGUGGACGUGGACGUGGACGUGGACAUGGACGUGGACGUGGACGUGGACGUGGACAUGGACGUGGACAUGGACGUGGACGUGGACGUGGACGUGGACAUGGACGUAGACAUGGACAUGGACGUGAACGUGGACGUGGACGUGGACGUGGACAUGGUCGUGGACGUGGACGUGGACGUGGACGUGGACGUGGUCGUGGUCGUAGACGUGGUCGUGGACAUGGACGUGGACGUGGACAUGUUUGUGGACGUGGACGUGGUCGUGGACAUGGUUGUGGAUGUGGACGUGGACGUGGACGUGGUCAUGGACGUGGACGUGACCGUGGACGUGGACGUGGUCGUGGACAUGGUCGACGUGGACGUGGUCGUUGACGUGGACAUGGACGUGGACAUGGACGUGGACGUGGACAUGGACGUGGACAUGGACGUGGUCGUGGACGUUGACAUGGACGGGGACGUGGACGUGGACGUGGUCGUGGACGUGGACGUGGACGUAGACGUGGACGUGGACGUGGACGUGGUCGUGGACGUGGACGUGAACGUGGACGUGGUCGUGAACGUGGACGUGGACGUGGACGUGGACGUGGUCGUGGACGUGGAGAUGGACGUGGACGUGGAUGUUGACGUGGACGUGGACGUGGUCGUGGACGUGGACGUGGUCGUGGACGUGGACGUGGUCGUGGACGUGGACGUGGACCUGGUCGUGGUCGUGGUCGUGGAUGUGGACGUUGACGUGGUCGUGGACGUGGUCGUGGACGAGGACGUGGACGUGGACGUGGACUUGGACAUGGAGGACAUGGACGUGGAGGACGUGGACGUGGAGAACGUGGACGUGGAUGUGGACGUGGACGUGGUUGUGGACGUGGACGUUGACGUUGACGUGGACGUGGUCGUGGACGUGGAGGACUUCGACGUGGACAUGGACGUGGACGUGGACGUGAUCGUGGAUGUGGACGUGGUCGUGGACGUGGACGUGGACGUAGACGUGGACGUGGUCGUAGACAUGGACGUAGACAUGGACGUGGACGUGGACGUGGUCGUGGUCGUGGACAUGGUCGUGGACGUGGUCGUGGACAUGGACGUGGACGUGGACAUGGUCGUGGACGUGGAUGUGGACGUGGACAUGGACGUGGACGUGGACAUGAACGUGGACGUGGACGUGGUCGUGGACGUGGACGUGGACGUGGACAUGGACGUGGACGUGGACGUGGUCGUGGACGUGGACGCGGACAUGGACGUGGACGCGGACAUGGACGUGGUCGUGGUCGUGGACAUGGACGUGGACGUGGUCGUGGACGUGGACAUGGACGUGGAGGACGUGGACGUGGAGGACGUAGACGUGGAGGACGUCGACGUGGACGUGGUCGUGGAUGUUGACGUGGACGUGGACGUGGACGUGGACGUGGAGGACUUGGACGUGGACAUGGACGUGGACGUGGACGUGGUCGUGGACGUGGUCGUGGUCGUGGACGUGGUCGUAGACGUGGACGUGGUCGUAGACGUGGACGUGGUCGUGUACGACGUGGACUUGGACGUGGACGUGGUCGUGGACGUGGACGUAGACAUGGUCCUAGACGUGGACGUGGACGUGGACGUGGACGUGGACGUAGACGUGGACAUGGACGUGGACGUGGACGUGGACGUGGACAUGGACGUGGACGUGGACGUGGACGUGGACGUGGACUAG